ACUCUCAACGCCAGCCUCUUCCAUUGCUCUUUCCCUAGCAAUGGCACUCUUCUGCCUCCCCGAUCUGCCUGAGAGCCUCCUGCACGCGGCGGACUUAUUCUCAUCUGCCUCAGCUCGCCGUCCUCCUGCUGUCGCACAGCGGCGCGACUACCACGACGCCGCUCGCUUCCCUCCUGCCGACCUCCUCUCCUCCCAGUUCUCUGUAGUGCGCGUCCUCCACGCCGACCUCGCGUGUGCGCCGCCUGCCCCUUCACACCAACGCCGCCACCUUGCCGCCGUCCCGGCGAGCCACCAGACAGCUGCCGCUGGCCUCUCCAUUCUCCGUCGCGCCUGUCUACCCUCCGCCUCCCCUUGCUUCCGUGACGUGGCCUCCAAUAUUGCAAAGGUCUCUGCUCCAAAUGUCUGCUGAGCAUCUUCUUCAAUGAGCCAAAAUCAAUCGCUUGGUGCAGUUCCAGUUUGUGCUUACUAUACAAUACUAAUUUCUAAGAGGCUACAUCUCAAGAAGGGUGUAGGGGCAUACAGGUGAGUUGAGAAGCGCGCACAGACAGAGCAAACAACCCAGACUGAAAAAGGGGAGAAUUUGGUAUGGCUAUAGGCGAAUCUAGCUGCUAGAAGUUCAAACUAUAUUUGUGUUAGUUUACUUUUCCUUUCUCAUAGAAGAAACAGACUGCCUAAAAGUAAAGUUUCUGCUAUCUUCAUCGUAAGAGUCAUUGACCUAUGUGAUAUGUUCUGUCAAAUUAACAUACUGCUGCCAAGUAUGUGCCUUUGGCUCUAUUUAAUGAAAACGGGAUGCAAAUUUGUCAUGCAUGGAAACAGAUAAGAAAAGUACCUGAUGUAAACCUGACUUGUCAAACAGCUUACUUGAAUUGAA
Triticum aestivum (bread wheat) is the source of this 871-nucleotide messenger RNA. RefSeq lists its product as uncharacterized. The coding region runs from base 41 to 409 and encodes 122 amino acids. The transcript is spliced from 3 exons. Lineage: Eukaryota; Viridiplantae; Streptophyta; Magnoliopsida; Poales; Poaceae. The record is from RefSeq and is a predicted model, not a curated record.